Molecule: messenger RNA, 2016 nt
Organism: Puma concolor (puma)
Lineage: Eukaryota; Metazoa; Chordata; Mammalia; Carnivora; Felidae
Source: RefSeq, a predicted model, not a curated record
AUGACGGCUUCAGAAUUCAGAAAACUUACGUUGACCGACUUCAGUGCCAUCCAGUGGAGGCUGGAGCUGCUUACACCAACACCCCCCUCCCCACCCCCGACCUCCGCCUAUGCCCUGCAGGCUCGGGUUAUGUAUGAUUUUGCUGCUGAACCUGGAAAUAACGAACUGACGGUUAAUGAAGGAGAAAUCAUCACAAUUACAAAUCCGGAUGUUGGUGGAGGAUGGCUAGAAGGAAGAAACAGCAAAGGAGAACGAGGGCUUGUUCCCACAGACUAUGUCGAAAUUUUGCCCAAUGAUGGAAAAGACCCAUUUUCUUGUGGAAAUUCAGUGGCUGACCAAGCCUUCCUCGAUUCUCUCUCAGCGAGUGCCACUCAGGCCAAUUCAUCAGCUGCCAACAGUAAUAACCAGGUGGAUAUUUUGGCUCAGAUUGGUUGUAUUGAAAGUCUCAGCCAGUCACCACCUUCUUCAUCUUCUCCUUCUCCUACCAUAAAUAAGGUCAGCAGUGGCAAUGACCCCUGGUCAGCCUGGAGUUCUUCCAAAUCUGGAAACUGGGACAGCACGGAUGGCUGGGGAGCCAAGCCAGAGGGGGCCGCGGCCCAAAGAAACACCUCCAAUAACUGGGACACUGCCUUUGGUCACCCCCAGGCCUACCAAGGACCAGCAACCGCGGGUGAUGACGAUGACUGGGACGAAGACUGGGACGACCCCAAGGCGGCCGCCCCCUACUUCAAGGAUUCAGAGUCAGCAGAGGCAGGGGCUGCUCAGCGAGGCAACAGCCGGGCUGGUUCCUCCUCUAUGAAGCUGCCACUUAACAAAUUUCCCGGAUUUGCAAAACCUGGUAUGGAACAGUAUUUGUUGGCCAAGCAACUAGCAAAACCCAAAGAGAAAAUUCCUAUCAUUGUUGGAGAUUAUGGCCCAAUGUGGGUUUAUCCUACCUCUACGUUUGACUGUGUGGUAGCAGAUCCCAGGAAAGGCUCCAAAAUGUAUGGUCUGAAGAGCUACAUUGAAUAUCAGCUAACACCUACUAACACUAAUCGAUCUGUAAACCACAGGUAUAAGCACUUUGACUGGUUAUAUGAGCGUCUCCUGGUUAAGUUUGGGUCAGCCAUUCCAAUCCCCUCUCUUCCGGAUAAACAAGUCACAGGUCGCUUUGAAGAAGAAUUUAUCAAGAUGCGCAUGGAGAGACUUCAGGCAUGGGUGACCAGGAUGUGUCGUCACCCAGUCAUCUCAGAAAGUGAGGUUUUCCAGCAGUUUCUAAAUUUCCGAGAUGAAAAGGAAUGGAAAACUGGGAAGAGGAAGGCUGAGAAAGACGAGCUGGUAGGAGUUAUGAUCUUUUCCACCAUGGAACCAGAGGCCCCUGACUUGGACUUACUAGAAAUAGAACAGAAGUGUGAUGCUGUCGGUAAAUUCACCAAAGCCAUGGAUGAUGGUGUGAAGGAGCUACUGACCGUGGGCCAGGAGCACUGGAAACGGUGCACAGGACCAUUACCCAAGGAGUAUCAGAAGAUAGGAAAGGCUCUGCAGAGCUUAGCAACAGUGUUUAGUUCCAGCGGUUAUCAAGGCGAAACGGAUCUCAAUGCUGCGAUAACAGAAGCAGGAAAGACUUACGAAGAAAUUGCCGGUCUUGUGGCAGAACAGCCAAAGAAGGAUCUCCAUUUCCUCAUGGAAUGCAAUCAUGAAUAUAAAGGUUUCCUUGGCUGCUUCCCUGAUAUUAUUGGCGCCCAUAAGGCAGCGAUAGAAAAAGUGAAAGAAAGUGACAAACUGGUGGCAACUAGUAAGAUCACCCCACAGGACAAACAGAACAUGGUGAAGCGAGUUGGUACCAUGUCUUACGCGUUGCAAGCUGAGAUGAAUCACUUCCAUAGCAACCGGAUCUAUGACUACAACAGCGUCAUCCGCCUGUACCUGGAACAGCAAGUGCAGUUCUACGAAACAAUUGCAGAGAAGCUGAGGCAGGCCCUCGGCCGCUUCCCAGUGAUGUAGGACAGAACGGCACACGAAGCGAACUCCCAAGCG